Messenger RNA from Poecilia latipinna (sailfin molly), 4033 nucleotides. Its product is annotated as scavenger receptor cysteine-rich type 1 protein M160. Gene Ontology annotation, biological process: peptidyl-lysine oxidation; collagen fibril organization. Gene Ontology annotation, molecular function: protein-lysine 6-oxidase activity. The coding region runs from base 613 to 4008 and encodes 1131 amino acids. Gene Ontology annotation, cellular component: membrane. The transcript is spliced from 19 exons. Lineage: Eukaryota; Metazoa; Chordata; Actinopteri; Cyprinodontiformes; Poeciliidae. The record is from RefSeq and is a predicted model, not a curated record.
CCCUGUCAGUAUAAAGUGGAGCAGAUCAUCAUCAGACCUCAGUCGCUUUGCGCUGUGGCGACGAUGUGGUUCCUGCUUCUGCUCCUCCACACCUUCGCUCACUUCGGGCCGGUGAACUCAGCAGAUGCAAAACAAGGGAAGAUCAUCCUACGGAACGAAAAUGACGCUAACCCCUGUGAAGGACAUGUGGAGGUUUAUUACGACAACGAAAUGGGCUAUGUUGGAGACAAAAAUUGGAACAAUAAAACUGAAAAAGUGGAGUGUAAAUAAACUCACCGUGGACGACCAGAAGGAUAAUCCAAGGUGUACAGGUCCUACAGCCGCCCAGUCUGGCUGAAUGAACUGGAUUGCAAAGGGAACGAAGAAAGUCUGUGGGACUGUGACGGCUGGCCUGGUCCAAGCGUCAGCUUUUACCGAAAGCCCACGGUGAAGAAGGUCAAAUGUUCAUAUAAUAUCAGCUUCCACUUGGAACAACAUAAGUGUGAAGGAGCGGUCAAGUACACAAUUCAGUCUGACAAGACGGAAACUGGUUACAUCUGCAAUGAGGGGUUUGGAGCAGAUGAUGCCACACGUUUGUGCAAAAGCAUUCCUGGCUGUGGGGAGACUGGAAAAAUGGUGACAUCUCAGUGGAUGAGGACUGAAGGAUUCAUGAAAUCGCAGCAGGGGGCAUUCAAAAAAAUAAAUUGUUCAGGCAUUCAGAACAUUAAACAUCUGUGGCAGUGCAUAGAAUCACAUCCCUCAGAAUGCAUUUUGCCUGCAGCGGUCAGUUGUACAGACCACAAAAGAUUGCAGCUGAGAGGAAACACUGCCAACGUUUGCUCUGGGCAACUGGAAGAGGAGGAGAAUGACAAGUGGAAAAAAACCAAAAAUCAAACGAUUCCUGACUUGUGUAAGAAACUACACUGCGGUGAAACCUCUCAACAGAAUGCCGCAAACGACAAUGUGCAUUGCCCAGACAAAGUGAAAGUCCUUCUGACAGAUGACAGUGACAGAGAAACCAAGUGUUAUGGUUACGUCAAAAUACAAAAGACUCAAAAGAAUGAUGAAAAAAGUCAUGUUUGUGGUGAUGACUGGACUGAGAAAGAAUCUGAAAUGGUCUGCAAAGAACUGAAUUGUGGGAAGGUGAUUAAGAAGGAGUUGAAAAACAUAAACGGAAAAUAUGGGAUAAUGAACCAUGUGAAGUGCACAGGCAGUGAGUCCUCCCUGUGGUACUGCAGAGCCGAACAUCGCAGUCAAAAGUGCACAUCUGCUCCCUAUGUUGUCUGUCAAGGUAGUCGAGAAGUCAGACUGCAGGAUGGCCCUGGAAAGUGUGCUGGUAGAUUGGAAGUUAAGGAUGAAGGCCAGUGGAAAAGGGUCAGUAAGGAAAACUGGGAAGGCAGUUAUACAAAACGCGCCUGCAAGCAGUUGGACUGUGGGGAUGAUGGAAAAGACAAAUCUGAUUCUGAUGAAUUCAGCCAGGGCACUGGUGAAAUGCUGACCUUCAGGUGUCAACAGAGUGACAAAAACCUGGCUGACUGUACAGCCACUAACACCAACAAUCAAAAUAGGAAUGAGAAAGCAGUGCAGCUAAUUUGCAAUGAAAACAAGUUGCUAUUUCUGGAUGGACCCCAAUCAUGUUCUGGCGAUGUGGCGAUCGAGUACAAAGAAGAACUCUAUUGGCUCUCAGGGUCAAACGAAAGAUGGAAUAAAGAGUUAGCCGACAAAGUGUGCCAGCAGAUGCACUGUGGGAACGCGACAAGACACAAUCAGAGCUCUCCUGGAGUCAAAAAUCGCAUGUGGAACGAAUCAUUUAGCUGCUCAUCUGAUCAGAAGUCAAUCUUUGACUGCAACAAAACACAAAUUAACUCAAGUAAUUCAACUAUUGCUCAUGUGGAAUGUGAAGGAAAUAUUACAGUGACUUUGACGGACACAUGCUGGGGAAUGGUCAACAUUUCUACAGGAAAUGAGACCGGUUAUGUAAGUGGAGAGCACUGGUCAGAUACGCUGUCCAAGGAGCUGUGUAAAGAACUCGGCUGUGGGACUGAGAUUCUAAAACCCAUAAAAAAGCCUGGUACAAGCGAUGGAAUUAAGUUCAAAAGUCUGUUUAAAAUGAAGAAUAGCACCAAUAUGAGGCAGUAUAGCAUUGUUAAAAUGGAUAUGAAUCCAGAAUCCACAAGGAAUCCAGAUUCCAGGAAACCUGCCUAUGUUGUUUGUAAAGGCAGCAUUAAGCCAAGAUUUAAUGAUAAGGAUAAUCAGCGUCACAAAUGUUCUGGAAACGUUGAGGUGUCUUACGAAGGCCAAUGGUUACCAGUGAGCAAAAAGACUCUCGACAACAAGGAAACUCAAAACACCAUCUGUACGGAGCUGCAAUGCGGCAACGGUCUGAGCUCAAAGCCCUACUUUGGGCCUAAUCCAACAGAAAAUCAUGUCAUCAUAAUACAGGAAUGUUCACAAAAGACAAUAGCUGAAUGUAAAGUUGAAACGGCCGAGUUGUCUGGAAGCAACAGCCAGACUUCAGACCUUGGAGGCCUCCACUGCUCCAACUGGAAGACUUUGGCACUGGAGGACUUUGGCCCUUCACAGACGUCCUCUGAGAACAUCUGUAAGGGAGACCUGGUUGUUUACUCCAACAAGGAAUCUGAGCCCAAAAGAAAUUUUGUCUCCAGUCAAGAGUUUUCAAAAGACGUGGGGGAGAAGCUUUGUGAAGCUAUGAAGUGCGGGAACUACACAAACUACAAAAACUCAACUGAACUCCUCAAGGCUGACAAUUGGUAUGAAGGAAUUUUUAAGUGCAAAAAUUCUACCAAUAUCUGGGAUUGUGAAACACAGAAACAGCAACGAGAUCAGAAUGAAACAGCAAAACUCUUCAUUGAAUGCGAUGGUGAACCAACUGUUAAGCUUUCAGCAAAUGGAGAGCUGUCAAUAAAUAAUGUUUCAGUCUGCAACAGUCACUGGAAAGAGGAAUAUUCACACAUGGUUUGCCAACAGCUGGGAAGAGGCAAUGCCAUUCCUAAUCUGAGCAAAAACCAACGUAAAACUCUUACAGUUUCCUAUCAUGUCCACUGUGAGAACCACAAUUACCUCAUUGGUCAGUGCCGACGAACCGAAGGGAAGUGCAACGAAGGGCCUGUAUUUAUCUACUGCAGCCGUGACGUGGAGUUUAACACAACAGACAGUUGUGGUGGUGUGCUACGUAUCAAAUAUCAGAAAACCCCAGACAAAUAUGUGGAAGUGUGCCCAGCCAACUUUACAAGAGAGUUAUCAGAUAAAUUGUGCAACAAAUUAAAUUGUGGAAUUUUUGAUUCAAACAAGAAAAAAGACAUUCCGCAGACCAAAGUGGAAAAAAGUUUCGACUGUGGCAGUUCCUACAAAGACCCGCACUACUGUGUCUUAAAGGAGACCUGUCAAAAUCCUACUUCUUUUUUCUGUAAAGGUUACCAGGAGCCACCAACACAACCUCCCCCAACAGAACCAACAGAUCCAGUUCCUAUUAUUGUUGGAGUGCUAAUUGUUCUUAUCCUGGUGUCAUUGAUUGUGGUAUUUGUGCGAUACCGCAUUAAGAGGAAGAACAGGAAAUCCAUGAUGCCAUCAGCAGAUAUGGAAGAAGCAGACUGGGAUAGUGGAGAGUAUGAAGACGUCGACAAAUCAGAUGAAAUGGGAAGCUUCAAUCGUGGCAGAUUCAGAUCCGACUCAGAUGUGGAGAAGGAGAGAGAUGUGGAGAGCAACAGGUCCUACAACUAUGACGACGUGGAUGAGGUGACCGAGGCUCAGCCUCUCACACCUCAGGGCUCCGUGGUCCGAGCUGCUAAAGACCAAGACCUGCAAGACGGGGUUGAUAAGCCAAGUGAUGACGGUGUGACCUACGAAGUGGAAGACUCACAGGAAAACUACGACGACAUCGAUGCCAGCCCUGAGAACGCCAAAACCACGGCUGAAGUCCAUGACGGACCCAAGCCUGCACCCGAUGACGAUGAAGAGGGACCUAAAGACCAGUUCCAGAAAAAUGAAGACUUUUUUCAGGACGGGUGAGCCUGAACUGGGUGAAAAUUCAAAU